Melampsora larici-populina 98AG31 is the source of this 879-nucleotide messenger RNA. RefSeq lists its product as uncharacterized. The record is from RefSeq and is a predicted model, not a curated record. The transcript has 4 exons. Lineage: Eukaryota; Fungi; Basidiomycota; Pucciniomycetes; Pucciniales; Melampsoraceae. The coding region runs from base 1 to 879 and encodes 292 amino acids.
AUGGCACCAACAAAAAUCGCUAUGUCCAAAUCCAACAAAAUAACCUCAAACCACGAGCAAGAUAUCCGAGAACGGGGAGAGCUCUACAUCUUUGAUCUCCCAAAACCUCUACGCGGAGCUCUAUUCACAAAGAAUCCGAUAGCACUCCCUUACGGACCUUCUCUUCCUCCUCUACCUAGUGUUGAAUCAUCAGAAGACAUUUGGACUGAUAACCCCGAAUGGAUCAAAAAGAUUCAUUUGUUUGAUCAAACUCAAAAAUUCGAAUUCUUUCGUUGUGUCUUACCUCGAUCAUUUGGUCGUGAGAGUGGUUUGAUCUUUGAUAAACCAAUUUCCGAGUUAAGAAAAUUACAACGUCAUGAUGAUAAAGACUCGAGUCAUAGACGUUGGACUUUAGUUAUCUUUGGAAAAGAUAAAAUUGCUGCUAUACAUAUUCAAACUGAUUUAUUUAACCGCGAAGAAAGUAAACCUAUCAAAGACAGAUUGGUGAUCCUCAAAGAUGAAGUGAAAAAACGUUGGUCAUCAAUUUCGUCUGCCCCAGUUAUUGAAAGCAAAAAAGGACAUGCAAAGAGCAAAAAGGAAAGAGUGGUCGAAAAAUUAUCCCGCAAAAGUCAGAGAGGAGUUGAUAGAGACCCCGUGAAUAAAGACCCAAUGAACAAGGCUGGCUCCGAACUCUUGGCGUCUUGGGAAAAUGAACUAGAAAAAUCAGAACUGAUCUUCGUUGGUGCUAGUAAAAAACAAAUCUCAAUCUUGUUUCCAGAAUCUUCACCCUUAUACAAUAAACUUCGAGCUUUUCCUUUCGCCUUUGGAUCUCCGAAAAUUGAAGAGCUCAAGCGCUGUUACGUAAAGCUGACCACAGCCAAGCUUAACCUAGACUGUUAG